Messenger RNA from Drosophila erecta, 493 nucleotides. RefSeq names its product heterogeneous nuclear ribonucleoprotein A1. The transcript has 2 exons. Lineage: Eukaryota; Metazoa; Arthropoda; Insecta; Diptera; Drosophilidae. The record is from RefSeq and is a predicted model, not a curated record. The coding region runs from base 97 to 426 and encodes 109 amino acids.
GCGUGACGACACGAGGAGAUUGCAGGAGAGUAUAAAAGAUCGUAGGCGUUCUAAAAUUUCGUUCACAUUAGCAAGACUAAUCGAAGCAUCAGCACCAUGAAGUUUUUAAUCCUCUUUGUUGCACUUUUCGCCAUGGCCGCAGCUGUGCCUCAUAGAAAUGAAUUUGGAGGUGAAUUUGGAGGUCGAUUCGGAGGCGGAAUUGAGGGCCAACAGCAGCAGCAGCAAGAAGGAUUUGGAGGUGGAUUCGGAGGUGGAUUCGGAGGCCAACAACAGCAACAGCAGCAGGAUGGAUUUGGAGGUGGAUUCGGAGGUGGAUUCGGAGGCCAACAACAGCAACAGCAGCAGGAUGGAUUUGGAGGUGGAUUCGGAGGUGGAUUCGGAGGCCAACAACAGCAACAGCAGCAGGAUGGAUUCGGAGGCUGGUAGAGACCAAGAUCCAUAGGAACUCCUUAACGCAAAUACACCAAUAAAAAAAUGACACCUUAAUACAGAA